This is a messenger RNA of Nicotiana tabacum (common tobacco), 1665 nucleotides long. Its product is annotated as IAA-amino acid hydrolase ILR1-like 3. Lineage: Eukaryota; Viridiplantae; Streptophyta; Magnoliopsida; Solanales; Solanaceae. The record is from RefSeq and is a predicted model, not a curated record. Gene Ontology annotation, biological process: auxin metabolic process. Gene Ontology annotation, cellular component: endoplasmic reticulum. Gene Ontology annotation, molecular function: IAA-Ala conjugate hydrolase activity.
AAAUAAAAUCAAAGUCGAAUUAUUUUUAGUCCUUUGGGAGUGACGAAGCCUAAGGACCUUAAGAUCUUUGGUGGUUUCCAGGGAUGGGUUCGUUUUGCGUAGACUUGAUACUCAUAUUGACAUUACUAUCGACGAGCUUUCCGUACAAUUCAUGGGCUGCAGAUACAGAAACUGAUUUGGGAUCUGAAACGGGGUCACUAACUCGGGAGCUUCUGGAAUCGGCGAGGCAACCGGAGUUCUUGGAUUGGUUGAGAAGGGUGAGAAGGAGAAUCCAUGAGUACCCAGAAUUGUCAUUUCAAGAGCACCAAACCAGUCAACUCGUCCGAAAUGAGCUGGACUCGCUUGGCGUCAAGUUCAUGUGGCCUGUGGCUAAAACCGGUGUGGUGGGAACCAUAGGGUCAGGUGCUCAACCUUGGUUUGGUCUGAGAGCUGACAUGGAUGCUCUCCCCCUUCAGGAGUUGGUAGAUUGGGAGUACAAAAGCAAGAUUGAUGGCAAAAUGCAUGCCUGUGGCCAUGAUGCUCAUGUCACCAUGCUGCUUGGAGCAGCUAGAUUGAUUCAGAACAGAAGGGACAAGUUGAAGGGCACAGUUAAGCUUGUCUUCCAACCUGCAGAAGAAGGAUAUGCUGGUGCCUCCUAUAUGUUAGAAGAAGGCGCAUUAGAUGGGUUUAAAGGAAUAUUUGGCUUGCAUGUCUGGCCAUUUAUGCCCGUAGGCACUAUUGGUUCGAGACCUGGUCCUAUUAUGGCUGGAUCAAGCAGGUUUACUGCAGUAGUGCAAGGGAAAGGCGGCCAUGCAGCAACACCACAUAAAACUAAGGAUCCAAUGUUGGCUGCUUCUAUGGCAGUUCUUGCACUCCAACAACUUAUUUCUCGAGAAACUGAUCCUCUAGAGCCUAGGGUUGUCUCUGUUACAUUUGUAGAUGGUGGUCAAGCUGGAAAUGUAAUCCCUGCAAGUGUAAGGUUUGGUGGAACCUUCCGGUUCAUGACAUUAGAAGGAUAUUCCUAUCUUAAGCAGAGGAUCAAAGAGAUCAUUGAGACUCAGGCAGGAGUACAUCAAUGCUCUGCCACCAUUGAUUUCAUGGAGGAAAUGAGGCCAUAUCUUCCAACUAUAAAUGAUCCUACUAUCUAUGAUCAUGGUAAAAGAGUUGGAGAAAUCUUGCUUGGCGAGAAUAACGUGCAGCAUUCCCCGGCUUUAAUGGCUGCAGAGGACUUUGGGUUCUAUUCCCAGAAGAUGGCAACUGCAUUUUUCUUCAUUGGGACACAAAAUAAAACAGACGUGUCUGCUAUUAAAGGUUUGCACUCCCCAUACUUCACCAUUGAUGAAGAAGUUCUUCCAAUAGGAGCAGCCCUCCAUGCUGCUGUUGCCAUAUCUUACUUGGAUACACAUUCUGAGUCAGAGUGAAACAAUAGACAUUGGUUGUUGUUACUGUUUGGCAAUCGAACAAUCAUCUUGCUUGUUAACAAAAAUGUUGAGAUUUGGCUUCUUUAUUAGCAGAAACAUCAAUAUGCUUGAUUUUUUUUCCCGCCAGAUUAUGUUUGGAUAAUUCACGGAUGUGAGUUAGUUUUAGAUAGUAUGAUUGAACUGCUAGCAACUGAGUCUGUCAUGUUUCUCGACUUUUUCCUCUACUUUUUAGGGUCUCCAGGUGUAUUUUUGUUUUUAUCGCUUC